This is a messenger RNA of Seriola aureovittata, 5285 nucleotides long. RefSeq names its product integrin alpha-D. The transcript has 33 exons. Gene Ontology annotation, biological process: cell-cell adhesion; integrin-mediated signaling pathway; cell adhesion mediated by integrin. Gene Ontology annotation, cellular component: external side of plasma membrane; integrin complex. The record is from RefSeq and is a predicted model, not a curated record. NCBI's taxonomy places the organism in Eukaryota, Metazoa, Chordata, Actinopteri, Carangiformes, Carangidae. Gene Ontology annotation, molecular function: integrin binding. The coding region runs from base 44 to 3733 and encodes 1229 amino acids.
CGCAGCACUGUUUGCCUGAAAAGGUUGAGGGGUGAUGUGAAGGAUGCAGGGGCAGCGUCACCUUUUCCUGCUCACUUACAUGGUGGCUUUUGCCAUCCAUGUUUCCUUGGCUUUCAACAUUGACACGACAAAUACUGAUGUCUAUACUGGUAAACAAGAAGAUUUCUUUGGAUACAAAGUGCUUCAAUACGUAUCUGGCACAAAAAAAGGGAUAAUCGUCACUGCACCUCUGCAGCUAAAUGGAUCUGGGGGAAUAUGCAAAUCUGAGAAAGGCCGAACCACCCGGUGCUUCAAUAGUGAAGAUAUUAAUCUGGAGAAUAAAACAAUACCAGUCAAGCACCUUGGCCUGUCGAUAGCUGCAGACUCCAAACACUCCCAAUUCACUGUUUGCAGCCCAAAUGUAGCCCAUGAAUGUAAUGAGAACUCCUAUCUGAACAGUGCGUGUUUCAAGAUCACAGCUAAUCUUCAGGCAAUCUCCUUUUUCACACCUGGCUACCAAGAAUGCACAAAAAAGACAGUGGACCUCAUCUUUCUGUUUGAUGGAUCAGGGAGUAUGACUGAAGAGGAAUUCACAAAAAAUAAAGAUUUCAUAGUGGAUAUAAUGAACAGCCUUAAGAACUCAUCAAUCAAGUUUGCAGCAGCUCAGUUCUCCUCAAAUUACAGGAAGGUUUUUGACUUCAAUGACUAUCAGGCUGGUACAGCUCUUGAUAAACUUAUGAAAGAGCCCCACAUGAAGAGUCUCACCAACACUCACAGAGCCCUCGAAUUUGUGUUGAAUGAUAUCUUGGAAAACCCAGAGUCAGGCGCCUCUCGUGAUGCAACUAAGGUUCUGGUUCUAAUCACAGAUGGAGAUCCCAGUGAUGUUGACAGAAACAAAAUUAUCAAAAGAUAUGAUGAUAAAAGCAUCAUUCGCUUUGUCAUUGGGGUCAAAGAUGCUAAGUUGGAUAAAUUUGAGGUCAUUGCUUCACAACCGACAGAAAAAUAUGCCUUCAAAAUCGAGAACUACAACGGACUCAAGGGAAUACUGGAAAACUUUCAGAAAAGGAUCUUUAAAAUGGAAGGCUCCAGUGUGGCUCGGGCAGGAGACAUAGCUGGUGAAAUGUCUCAGAGUGGAUUCAGUGCCGUCUUCUAUAAAGAUAUCUUGAUCCUGGGUUCAGUGGGAUCAAACAGCUGGCGAGGCUCUCUGCAAGAGGUCAAACAAGACAUUGUUGGAAAAGGAUCUUAUUCCAGGCAAAGCAACAUAAGAUCUAUACGUAAUGGGGACUUGCCUGCAUACACAAGACUAAAUGAAAGCCAGAUCCUUGAUCCAAGCAUGCAGAAUGACUCCUAUAUGGGAUACUCGGUAUCUGUUGGACAGAGGAAUAACGCUCCUCUGUACUUCUCGGGUGCACCAAGAUUUGAUCACGUAGGACGGGUCGUACUUUUCAAACACGAGGGCGAGGACUGGACUGCAGCCCAAGCACUAGAUGGAGACCAGAUUGGUUCAUACUUUGGUGCAGAGCUGUGCUCAGUAGAUAUCGACUCAGACGGUAACACUGACUUCCUGCUGGUGGGAGCUCCACUGUUUUAUCAGCCUCAGGAGAGGAGAGAAGGCCAGAUCUACGUCUACGCACUGACUGAUGAGAUGCAACUGAGAAACGAACUGAAUGUAACAGUGUCAUCCAUGGGUAGAUUUGGUACCACAAUCUCCAGCCUUGCAGACCUGAAUGGAGAUGGACUCCGAGACGUUGCUGUUGGAGCCCCCCUUGAGGACGACAACAGGGGGGCUGUGUACAUCUACCUUGGAGACAGACACAAAGGGAUACGCAGCACUUUCAGCCAGAGAAUCAUGGGAGAGAAAAUAAAACCUGGGUUGAGAUUCUUUGGACAGGCCAUUGAUGGGGUCAACGACCUUGGAGAAGACGGACUCCCAGAUAUUACGAUCGGAUCACAGGGCAUGGCUGUUGUCUUAAGGUCCAGGCCCGUCUUUCAUGUCACGACACAUCUGUCUUUUCUGCCUAAGGAAAUAAGCACUGAGAAAUUUGACUGCGUGGCCAAAACAGAUACAAGUUUAUUCAUGGUUACCAUAACAUCCUGCUUUGAAAUGGUAGAAACAACAAAGAGCAAAGCAGGGGCAACGAACUCAGGACUGAACAUCUCAUACACACUCAAUGUGGAUCCAAUGAGACAAACAUAUCGAGGUUUCUUCGAAACUGUAGAGAAAACCAGGAAUUUUACCAACAUUAGUCUGCUGACAGAUAAAGAAACUUGCUUUGACAGUCCCAUCUACAUGCCGAAAUGCGUGACAGACACAUUAUCACCCCUCAUCAUCAAGUUAAACUUUUCUCAAGUCGACAGUGAGACUGGGAAUGCCAUCCUGAAUGUGGACAGCAAAAUGCAGGAUGUUGUUGAAGUUCCCUUUGAAAAGCAAUGUGCAAAAAAUGACACCUGUAUUGCAGAACUUGAGGUGGAUUUCAAUUUCACGACCCCAGUAUUAUUGGUAUCAGAAGAUAACUACUUCAACGUGACUGUGAAACUGUCCAAUCAUGGUGAUGACUCGUACAACACCAGCCUCACUGUGUACUAUCCUGAAGGCCUCUCCUUCUCCAGGAUGAUUCUUAUAGAGGCCACAAGACCGACGCUCCACAGCUGUCUCGAUCUAGAAGGCGUACUUGACAAAACUAUAUGUGGCGUCAGCCUUCCUGUGUAUCGCAGCAGAUCUGCAGCAACAUUUAAAAUGUCUUUUUACGUCAUGACUGGCUAUGAGUGGAAUGAAACUGUCUCCAUGACAAUCACUGGACAAAGUGAUAAUACAAACAGCACCAAAAACAAUUCCCUGACCAAAAGCAUCCCAGUGCAAAUUGAAAUUAAAAUGGCAAUAACAGUGAGAGAAGGCACCACCACCUAUUUGAACUUCACAACAGAAGAUGAUGCACCUAAAAGAAUGGAGACUAUUUAUAAGAUUUCUAAUCCUGGUCUGAAAGCUUUUCCUGUCACCGUGUCCCUGUUCUUCCCAACUAAACUGGAAUAUAACUUUGAGCUGAACGACUAUCACAUCUCUUUCCAAGAGAACAAAACGCAAUGCGACAUUACCGACAUGACAUCUGACUACUGCUCGCCAGAAAAACACUGCAAAAUGAUAAUGUGUGACACUUUCAUCCUGGACAAAGAAUCAACCACUGAGUUUACACUGUCAGGGGAAGUACAAUUUAGGAAUUUCAAAGUGUAUGCAGAGAACAUUUUCUUGCUGAAAAAAUAUGUUGGAGACAGCGGAGAGGUUAAAUUUAAAAGCUUUGUACAUGUUAGAUAUGACAAGCAACGAUACGUGCUGGAGUCUCGUAAACAAGAGAAUAAAGACGGUGUUACACGGGAGAAGUCUGAUGAAUCUGGCUUAUGGAGAAGCAACGAUCCUACAAUGAAACUGGCUGAAGUUCGGGUUGAGUUCAUAAUUCCCCCAAAUCGACAGCUGAUCAUUUUUACCGGAGUUGGAGUGGGAUUGUUUCUUCUGCUCAUAAUCACAUUAAUCAUGUUUAAGUUGGGUUGCUUCAAGAGGAAAAGGUUUCCUAUGUGUUUGGAAGACGAGGACCAAGAUCUUAUGGUUCAAACCCCCACUGAGCCUACCCCUGCUCCCACCAACGGGUUAAUCAGCCAAUCAGAGACUGAAGGCAAAUCUGACCCACCUUCAGAGGCAAAACUGCUUCCUGAUGAUGAUCAUCAGGAAUCUGACAGCAAUUCAAUCCAGGGACUGGAGUAAGCAAAACAAAUUUAUCACAAUAUAAGAAGGCAGACAUGCUGAAGUUAUGGAGUAUGCAGCCUGCACAGAGAGUCAUUAUCAGAGAGCAGCAUCACUAAAGGAACCGUUCAUCAUUUUGGGAAAAUAUGCUUCCUUGCUGAGAGUUAAAUGAGAAGAAGAUUGAUACCCCUGUCAUAUCUGUCUACUGGAGCCUGGAGACGGUUAGCUUAGCUUAACAUAAAGUCUGGAAACAAGGGGAGAUGCCAGUGUUGCAGUCAAAUUUUAUUUUCAGUAUAUAGCCCAAAUCACAAAUUUACCUCAAUCUGUACCGUGUAUGACGCCCUCUGUCCUUAGACCUUCGAACUGGACAAGGAAAAACUCCCCAAAAUAACCUUUAACAGGAAAAAAAUAAGUUAUAACUGAAAUAUGUGAUAACUGGUUGUCCUAAAGACAAGGUCCCCCCUGGAAAAGAAAACUGGCAUGGUUUAUUACAUCACAUGCAAUAACUGUAGUUGAACAGUAAGGACCUUGGACAAGGGACUGAGUGAACAACAGAAACAUCGGACGUCUGCAAACACGGUCAUCAAGGUCAUCUACCAGGAGUCAGUGGUCGGCCAGAAGGAUGAAGGGGACCUUUCACAUCAGACGCAGAGACUUUUAACAGAGACAGUUCCAUCUCCCCCCGGUGUAUGAUAAACUGUUAUAAUGUUACCGAUGUUCCAUAGCCUCCAUAGUAGGUGUGUAUGUGAUGACAACGGAGAAAACUCCAUCUGCUAACAAAGAGAGCAAAAUCUCCACAGAAAGCUGAGUUAAGAAUUUUUGGUCAAAUUCUAAUAUUAAAUUUACAGACAUGCUCAGGCUACAUUAGGAAAAGAAGUUAUGUAAAAGUUCUCCCAUUGAAGGGAAAAAUUCUCCCUCAACCCUGCUGAGACUCAGGUUGUCAAUCCUGGAAGGGUCACAUCCGGCUCGGUCACAUGAUCCCCUCAACACAAGUGGUUGUGUUUGUAAAUGAAAAGCUGGCAGGGGUCAACAUCCUUGUCACUUCAGUAGCAUCUCCUACUCUUUUUUAGCAUAGCAUGCCUUGUUAUAUACAUUACUGUAACAUUACAUUACAUUUAGCUAUUACUGGUCUUUGGAAUAGGUAUUUACUCAGGAAACAGUUCAAGUUCUAUUUGUAUUAUAUCUGACUGCUUGUUAAAAAGUUUUUUUAAUUUGAUGAAGUGGUAUGUCAAAUUAAUUGUUUAUUGAUUGAUAUUGAUUACUGAUCUCAUAAAGAGUGCCUUUAUGAGCAUAACUCACUAAUUCACACAAUUUAACACAAAUAUAUACAUUAAUAGGAAAAAAUUCAAAAUUGAUGACAUUUUAUAUCCAAAUGGUCAAAGGUCAACUUCACUGUGACAUCAGAAUAUCAAGACUGUUACUCAGCACUGUAACUCAAUAAGGGGAGAUUAUUCCCCCCUUUAUUUGUGUGUGUAUUUUGUGUUUGUUUUUAGGUGUUUAUUCGUUAUUGUGCAUUCAUUGUUUUUUAUAUUUUAUGAUCUUUAUCAGUAAAAAAAAAUUGUUCAUCAGUGUA